CUUUGACGCCUUGCCCUUGAGACUAAAGGAUUCAGAAUAAGUAGGAGCAAGACUGAAUACAUGGAAUGUCGUUUCAGCGGCCGGGAAUCAGAGAGGUGGAAGUCAGGAUUGACUCUCACCUAGUACCUAAGGUAGACAUGUUUCGAUAUCUUGGCUCGGUAAUCCAGGCUGAUGGGGAGUUAGAUGGGGAUGUUGGACACCGUGUUGGAGUGGCUUGUGCCAAAUGGCGGUUAGCUUCAGGGGUGUUGUGUGAUCCGAAGAUUUCGCCCAGAAUGAAAGGUAAGUUCUAUAGAUCCGUAGUCAGACCUGCUAUGUUAUAUGUGGCAGAGUGUUGGGCGGUUAAGAAGACUCAUGUGCGUCGCCUGCAUGCGGCAGAGAUGCGGAUGUUACGAUGGAUGUGUGGGAAGACAAGGUUGGAUAGGAUUACGAAUGAAGUCAUUCGACGUCAGGUAGGCAUGGCACCGGUGGAAGAUAAGUUGCGAGAAGCGAGGUUGAGAUGGUUUGGCCAUGUGAGACGGCGGGAUGCUGACGCCCCUGUACGGAGAUGCGAGAGGAUUACGGUUAUCGGGGGAAGUAGGGGAAGGGGUAGACCCAGGAAGAAUUGGAAGGAGGUGAUUAGGCAGGAUUUAGGACUUCUCAACCUCACUGAGGAUAUGGCCUUAGAUAGGAACCUUUGGAAAACUAGGAUUAGAGUAGAUGGAUAGGAGCUCAGUGUUGUAGAGGUGGAGCCGGGGGUCUCUUGGAAACAGCCUCCCUACUCUCGAGUAGGGGCAAGGUCUGUGUACACACACCCUCCCCAGACCCUACUGUUGUGGGAUUCACCUAGGUUGUUGUUGUUGUUUGUUUUACAAUCGAUAAAACAACUAAAGGUAAAUGAAAAUAUCACAUAUAGCAUAAAUCAUUAACAAACACUCCCUCACCCAAACUAGACAAACUUUGAUCAUCAAUUACAUAAAACUUAUAUUGCAUA
This is a messenger RNA of Cuscuta campestris, 970 nucleotides long. Lineage: Eukaryota; Viridiplantae; Streptophyta; Magnoliopsida; Solanales; Convolvulaceae. The record is from the annotation of a GenBank genome assembly.